Panicum hallii is the source of this 997-nucleotide messenger RNA. RefSeq names its product CASP-like protein 5C1. The transcript is spliced from 4 exons. Lineage: Eukaryota; Viridiplantae; Streptophyta; Magnoliopsida; Poales; Poaceae. The record is from RefSeq and is a predicted model, not a curated record. Gene Ontology annotation, cellular component: membrane. Bases 267 to 743 code for a protein of 158 amino acids.
AGCUGAGAUCUUAUAACAAAAAAACUUGACAGCUGAGAAAGCAACGGGGGAUGGCUGAUGAGUCAGAGACGCAAGAGGUCAAAGCAGCAUCCAUGACGAUGAAGAAAAGGUCGAGGAAGAAGAGGACGCCGCGUGGGAAUCAACACCCCUUCCGCAGGACAGCAACGACAGACAAACCGUUGGCGCCGGAGGGGGGGAGAGGGGAGGGUCGCGAGCGCGUAUGGUGAUGAGAUGACCCGGCGGCGUGAGGGCGGCGUCGUCAGGGGAUGGAGAACGGAGACGGGUCAGUGACGGGCGCGGGCGCCGUCGGCAGCGCCGGGAGCCUCGGCCUUCGCGUCGGCCAGGCCGUGUUCUCGUCGGCGUCCCUGCUGUUCAUGUCCGUCGGCGUCGAGUUCUACAGCUACACCGCCUUCUGCUUCCUGGUCACGAUCAUGGGCCUGGUCAUCCCCUGGAGCUGCACCCUGGCCAUGAUCGAUGUGUGCUCCGUCUUUGUGGGAUGCCCCCUCCGCGUGCCGGGCGUCAUGGUCAUCGUCGUGGUUGGAGACUGGGUCCUGUCGAUCCUGUCGUUCGCAGCCGCCUGCUCGAGCGCCGCGGUGAUCGAUCUCCUCCUCCAGUUCCACGGAUCCCAGUGCUCGCCGAGGUUCUGCGGGAGGUACCAGCUGUCCGCCAUGAUGGCGUUCUUGUCCUGGUUCCUGACGGCCGCUUCGGCGAUCUUCAACUUCUGGUUCGUCGCCUCCCUGUGAAAACUGCGGAGAAGAGGCUGCAACCAGUCACUGUUGUUCUUUUUUUGAAGUAGUACAAGUAAUUUGGAGAGAAUGUGCUACUUCAUCAGUUACCUUCAACGUCUGACCAAUUAGCCCGCUUUCUGAUGCACUGGUGACAGAAUGCGUCAAUAGGUCAGGAGCCUGUCUCUGAACUUGUCAGGCCCAGUUGAUUCCAUUUCUGAUAUGAAAGAUUUGCGUAAAGAAAUAAGAACAGUCUAACGGUUUUAACAUCU